Molecule: messenger RNA, 1395 nt
Organism: Theobroma cacao (cacao)
Lineage: Eukaryota; Viridiplantae; Streptophyta; Magnoliopsida; Malvales; Malvaceae
Product: Glutathione S-transferase family protein
Cellular component (GO): cytoplasm
Molecular function (GO): glutathione transferase activity
Source: RefSeq, a predicted model, not a curated record
AAGAAAGAAAGAAAGAGAUAACGCUUAGUAACACUAUAACAGAACAUAAAAAAGAACAAAGCGAUGCACUGCAUUUCGCUCCCCAGCUCUCACCACCCGUUGCCCUCUCCACCCAAAACUACCUUUAAAUUGACAUGCCACGUUGUCCCUAGAAUGUCCCUCGACAACAACAAUAACAGCAGAAGCAAUGGUUUCAAUAUAAUUAACAACAUCUCCAAGCUCCUCUGGGGUCCAUCCCUCCCUCCAGGCCUCCUAAUCUCCACCGUCCGUACGGUUUGGACCUCCACGUGGCAGAUCAUGAUGUCCCAACUGGCUCCCUCCGAUCCCUCCGGCGGUUACACUAGGCCUCCCUCAAAGUUCCGCCUCUCCCACCAAAACCCAACCGCCUCAACCACCAAACUCCAUCUCUACGUGGGCCUCCCCUGCCCAUGGGCCCACCGGACCCUAAUCGUCCGGGCAAUCAAGGGCCUCGAAGAAGCCGUUCCCGUCUCCGUCGCAGCCCCGGGCCUCGACGGCUCAUGGGAGUUUAAAGAUAUCCCCGACAAGGAUAAAAGUAGGGACAAGGAUAUCCUUGUUCCAAGUAGGGAUAAAGUUAACGGGUGCCAGAAUUUGAAGGAGGUUUAUAGGCUGAGAAAAGGCGGCUAUAAUGGGCGGGCCACGGUGCCAUUGCUGUGGGAUGUGGACAAGAAAGAGGUGGUCUGCAAUGAGAGCUACGAUAUUAUUGAGUUUUUCAAUUCGGGUCUAAACGGGCUGGCCCAGAACCCUGGUUUGGAUCUCUCGCCGGUGGAGCUGAAGGGGAAGAUUGAAGAGUGGAAUCGGGCAAUUUACCCCAAUGUGAAUAAUGGGGUUUACAGAUGUGGAUUUGCUCAAAGUCAAGAGGCAUAUGAUGUUGCAGUGAAUGGUUUGUUUAGUACAUUGGAUAGGAUUGAUGAUCACUUGGGUGGUUCGCGGUACUUGUGUGGAGACAGAUUGACUCUUGCGGAUAUUUGCUUGUUUACUACAUUGAUUAGGUUUGAUCUUGUCUAUAAUGUUUUGUUCAAAUGCACCAAGAAGAAGCUGCUUGAGUUUACCAAUCUUCAUGCUUACAUGCGUGAUAUUUAUCAGAUUCCAAAGGUUGCUGCCACUUGCAAUUUUCCGGUGAUCAUGGAUGGUUAUUACCAGAUACUUUUUCCAUUAAAUCCUGGCAGCAUUCGACCUGUUAUGCCCAUAGGAUGUGAGCACAAAUUCCUCUCAAGGCCUCACAAUAGGGAAUCGAUGUCUUCAGUAGGUAAAAGUGUGCAGUAUGUUUUAUGAGUUGCCUCCCAACACAUGUACGGUUGUAUAAGCUACGUUUGUAUAAAAUGUUAACCCUAAAAAUCUUUUCAUCAAUUAAGAAAUUAUGUGAAAUCUACAAUA